AUCUUUGGGCCGCAUAUUACCAUUAAAUUGUACGUACUUUCAAGCCUCCAUAAUGCAGAAGUAUGGUAGAUAUUAGUUUCACUAAUUUCUGUUUUCUCUGUGCACUAAACAAGGAUAAAACCACUCAAUGAAUAAGAGACAUUUAGUAUAUGAUAUAUAGACCCAUCCUAGAAGGAUGGCAUUAAGGAAUACCACUCUAUUUCAUCCUUACUCUUUCCUUCUCCUGUGAAUUCUUGGGUUGGAAAAUAUGUAUCUCUGGAUUGGUUUUCUUUUCUUUGCUGUGUUCCUGACAGCUGUCCUUGGGAAUAUCACCAUUCUUUUUGUGAUUCAGACUGAGAGUAGUCUCCAUCAGCCCAUGUUCUACUUCCUGGCCAUUCUGUCAUCUAUUGACCUGGGCCUGUCUACAUCCACCAUCCCUAAAAUGCUUGGCAUCUUCUGGUUUACCCUGCAAGAAAUCUCCUUUGAAGGAUGCAUUACCCAAAUGUUUUUCAUCCACCUGUGCACUAGCAUGGAAUCAGCUGUGCUUGUGACCAUGGCCUAUGAUCACAAUGUGGCCAUUUGUGACCCUCUUCGCUACACGUUGGUGCUGACAAACAAGAUGGUGUCAGUUAUAGCACUGGUCAUUCUUCUGAGAACCUUCGCCUUUGCCAUAACCUUUGUUCUACUCAUCGUAAGGCUGCCAUUCUGUGGACACCAAACUAUUCCUCACACUUAUUGUGAGCACAUGGACAUUGCCCGCCUGUCCUGUGCCAGCAUCAGGACCAACAUCAUCUAUGGCUUAUGUGCCAUCUGUAUCCUGGUCCUUGACAUCAUAGCAAUUGUCAUUUCCUACGUACAGAUUCUUCAUGCUUUAUUUCGACUCUGUUCAUGUGGUGCACGACUCAAGGUAGUCAGCACCUGUGGCUCUCAUGUGUGUGUCAUGUUGAGUUUCUAUACCCCUGCAUUUUUCUCAUUCAUGACCCACAGGUUUGGUCAGAAUAUACCUCGCUUUGUCCACACCCUUCUGGCUAAUUUCUAUGUAGUCAUUCCACCUGCUGUCAACCCUGUAAUUUAUGGUGUCAGAACAAAACAGAUUAGGGCGCAAGUGCUGAAAAUGUUUUCCAAUAAAUGAAACAUAGCUCAUUUAUAAAUAUCAGAUUGAUUAUUUUUCAAUAUCAUAAAUAAUCAUAUUUACAAUGAAAGUGGCACUAAUUUUCUAUGUCCAAAGUAAAAAUCGAACAUUUGGACAGUAUUUAGGACCAUCUUAGGGGAGGACUGAAAAAUGUGAUCAUUUUGGCCAGUGCUACCCAGAGAUUGAAAGUUAAGUUCA
Cebus imitator (Panamanian white-faced capuchin) is the source of this 1309-nucleotide messenger RNA. Its product is annotated as olfactory receptor 52E1. NCBI's taxonomy places the organism in Eukaryota, Metazoa, Chordata, Mammalia, Primates, Cebidae. The record is from RefSeq and is a predicted model, not a curated record. Bases 248 to 1111 code for a protein of 287 amino acids. Gene Ontology annotation, molecular function: olfactory receptor activity; G protein-coupled receptor activity. Gene Ontology annotation, biological process: G protein-coupled receptor signaling pathway. The transcript has a single exon. Gene Ontology annotation, cellular component: membrane.